AUGGAGGAUCUUCCUCCCUUCGAGUUCAACGAGGCUGGCGAAGUCAAGCUCGCCCCUGGCGAACUCUACUGCCGCUGGGGUGGUAGAUCCAGCAGCAUCACGUGCACCAAGACGGAGCGGUUCUCGAGCGAGUCGAACCUCAAGAACCACAUCAAGAAGCACAAGCUCGACGGGGUCCCGGCCAAGGUUAAGAGCCGCAAGUCCGGCGCGAACUCCGUCGAGGAGAACGAUGAUGCAGCUGAAUUCUACGACCGCAUCCACGGCAUCGCCAUCGGCGCUCGCGAUGACAGCGAGCUGCAGACUCCUUCCAAGAAACGGAAGGCGCAGACCCCUCCCCCCCUUCUUGCCGUGCAGUUCAGAACUAAUUACGAAUCGAUUCAGAAUGUCCUCCCGCCCUUCGCGAUCAGGAAUGUGAGGUCUGGGCCCGCUUUGAGGAUGAUGAAGAAGAUGAGGCCUGAAUCAAUUCAGGAUCGGUUUGGAACCAGUUUGGGACUUCUUUCGGGACCGAUUUGGAACCGCUUUAGAAUCAAUUCUUUAUAG
This is a messenger RNA of Colletotrichum truncatum, 540 nucleotides long. RefSeq lists its product as uncharacterized. The record is from RefSeq and is a predicted model, not a curated record. Lineage: Eukaryota; Fungi; Ascomycota; Sordariomycetes; Glomerellales; Glomerellaceae.